This is a messenger RNA of Symbiodinium necroappetens, 1170 nucleotides long. Lineage: Eukaryota; Dinophyceae; Suessiales; Symbiodiniaceae. The record is from the annotation of a GenBank genome assembly.
GAGAUUGCGACUCUGAAGAGCGCCCAGCCCGAUGAGGGAGACCCGCAUGCGGCUAACGCCAAGCCCAGCACUGACAAGCUGCUGAUCGUGGAGAAGACGCCAGGAUCGGACGGUUUGGCGGUUAGGCUUCUGAGAAAAAGGAAUGACCAGAACCGGAGCCUGAAAACCGGCCGGCUCUUCCCGACUCCGAACAAGCCGGACCCGAUGCCCCUGGAGCUGGCUUUCUUGUUCACAAAAAUCACGCCUGAGCAGAUGAUUUAUAUGUGGAACGUUCUUACCUUCAUCUUCUGCUUGCAGUGUUUGAUGAUUAUUACAUACUGCGCCGCUCUCGCAACCUUCCCGGAGAGCUUCUGGACUUGCACGCUUUGUUUCGCCGUACCCUUCGCAUAUAUCUGCAUUCAGCAGAUCUACAUCGACCACGAUGUAAUGCACGGUGUGACAUUUCCUGUUUACGAGUUCCAGAAGUUUAUCACGCAUCCUUUCAGCGACUUCAUAUCCUUACCGUGGGAAGAGUUCGUCCUGGAACAUGCCCGUCAUCAUGCAAGCACUGUGGACUUGCUCAUCCAGGGGGAGUUCGGCUGGGACCCCGAAGAGUUCCACUAUGCAUUGCAGCAGUGGGCAGGACCCAUGGGGCCAAACUGGUACAAGUACUUGUUGACUGUCCCCUGGAUCCCGGUGAUUCACUUCUUCGGACUCAAUGACACGGGCUUCCUCUUUGCCCUUGAGUGGUGGAUGAGUUUCCCAGAAGCUGAUGCUAGCGGGAAAUGCAACAAGGAAUUCUGGACAAAAUGGAUGCCUCGACGUGUGAAGCACAAUGCUGUGGUCCUUGGGCUGUGGGCCUGUGUUUGGCUUCUGGGAACGUGGCCGUUGGGCAGGCCAUUGAGCCAAGGUUGGCGAUUCGUUCUUCCAGUGACGUGUGCGGCACGUGUAGGCUUCUCCCUCGCCUGGAUGUUCAUCACCAACUUUACCCACUCGCUUCCUUGGAACAAGUUUUUGGAGAAUGACCCUGCUCGGACCUGGCCAAAGCUGCACAACAUCAUGGCGCUUGCUGUCGGGGGAAAGCACCGCUGGAACGAGAUGUUGUUCCAUGAUGUCCAUCAUGGCGCCCGCGGACCGAGCUCCUCGUGCUGGGCGUGGGCCAGGAGAUUGGCAACCUCCUGGUGCAGAUAG